Molecule: messenger RNA, 616 nt
Organism: Prunus persica (peach)
Lineage: Eukaryota; Viridiplantae; Streptophyta; Magnoliopsida; Rosales; Rosaceae
Product: putative disease resistance protein RGA3
Exons: 2
Coding region: 73-387 (104 amino acids)
Source: RefSeq, a predicted model, not a curated record
UCAGUUUUCCUUAAUUAAAAUAAGCAUUCUGCUCUUUACUUGUCUUGAGCGUACAUACCAAAGGGUGAACUUAUGGCAGCUGAGUUUGUGCUUACUUUUGCUGCCCAGGGAGUACUGACCAAGGUCGUUGCACUCGCCACUGAGCAACUCAGUGUUGCUUGGGGAUUCAAAGGAGAACUGGCCAAGCUCGAGAAUUCAUUAUCCCUCAUGCAAAACAUCUUACGUGAUGUUGAGGAGCAACCAACAGAUCGGGGCCACACCGUCAAAGCUUGGGUGAAGAAACUUAAAGACAUAGCACAAGAUGCUGAUGAUGUGUUGGAUGAAUUCCAGUAUGAAGUUCUUCGAAGUAAACUGGAGCUGCAAAACCACAUGAAGAAAAAGGAGUGAGGCAUCUUUGAUUGGACUGGUUGCAAAACAAAAAGAGGCAACCACCCAAAUUAUGGGGAACAGAGAAACCGUCUCAAGUUUUGAUGAGGAUGAAAAGAUUUUUGGAAGGGAGGAGCUGUUGUCAGAUAUAGUUAAGACUUUGAUCAACCCCAGCAAUCAUGAAAAUCUUUCCGUUAUGCCCAUUGUGGGAAUGGCAGGCCUUGGAAAGACAACUUUGGCCAAAUCUGUA